ACAAUUACUUUCUAAAUAUAACACACUUUUAACUUAGGUGCCUAUUUAAUUUAUAUUUAAUAAAAUUUAUUGUUGAAAAUUGAAUAAAAAUAAUACAUAGAACAAUUUAAUUAUAUCAUUGCAAAUCGAGAUAUUUUGGAAAAUUGGGUGGGUUGUACGUACAAAAAGGCUUUCUGUUCAAUGAACGGAGUGGUUACUAGAUUUCCGACAUGACACAUUGAGGGAGAUAGCAUUAUAUAAAAUCUAUGAAAGUGACAAAGAAAGGUUUUUUGCCAGAUGUUGAGGUUGAGGUUUAUUAAAAGUUGAAGUUUCGUGUGAUAAUUUUCUUGAAGAAUUAAAUGUUUUUUAUUUGUUACAAAAAUACUAACUAGACAAUUAAUUUUAAAUAUAGAGACGUGUAUAAAUGUGUAACUGUGGUAGUCGAUUCAAUUAAAACAGUGCAGGCUUAAAUUAAGUUAAAAUGGCGAUUUGAAGAGCAAUGGUGGACAUAUGAAAUUUUUCUACAAUUGGAUCCGUCACAAUGGAAGACACUUCAUUAAAUCUACAAAACGGCGGACAAAUGGGGCCUAUGGCUGGUUCGGUAACCAACAACAAACAAAAUGAAGAGAGCACUCCGAAAUCCCAUUAUUCUAUACCGGGUAUAUUACAUUUUAUUCAACACGAAUGGGCUAGGUUCGAAUUAGAAAGAUCACAAUGGGAGGUUGAUAGAGCUGAAUUACAAGCAAGAAUUGCUUUUUUGCAAGGAGAAAGAAAAGGUCAAGAAAAUUUGAAGAAUGAUCUGGUGCGGCGUAUCAAGAUGUUGGAAUAUGCCUUGAAGCAGGAAAGAGCCAAGUUUCAUAAAUUAAAGUAUGGCACAGAAUUACAACAAGGUGAUAUGAAACCACCUGUGAUAGACGAAACAAAUGAAUCUCAAUUAGACAGUGACCAGUCCUAUGUGUCUGUAUCAAAUUCUUCUUGGAAGCAAGGAAGGCAACUAUUAAGACAAUAUUUGCAAGAAAUUGGUUAUACCGAUAGAAUAAUUGAUGUCAGAUCUACAAGGGUACGAGCUCUUUUGGGACUAAAUAAUAAUAAUGCUGAUCAAGAUGAUAACCAAAAUGGUGGUGGCAUUAAUACCAAUGAAUCCAACAAAAGAGCUAGUGAAACUCAAGGUAGAAGAACCCCUGCGAAAAAAGCUCAACCAAGCUCUCUAGCCGAAGCGAUGAUGCUGGAUACCGAAGCUGCCGUUAUGGCGAAUUUAGACUUUUUAUCAAAUACAGAUGUGGAUAUGGACGAAGAUGAUGAAAUGAGCGACGAUGUUAAUAUCGAACCUACAGAUGACAUUGAAGAUGAUGUUAAAUUGAACAAAAAAGGUUUAGGCGAUGAUGUUGACGCAAUAGCAUUAGAAGUGUUCAAUGAACUUAACAGACUCUCUGAAGCAGAGAAGAAACAAGACAGUAAAACUGAACAAGCUGAUUGGAAUAAAACCAAAAGACCCAUGGGAUUGAAUGAUGAAGAAAACGUCGAUUCGUCGCUUGGAUUAGGCGAAUUAGCCCAAUUAACAGUUAAUAAUGAUGCGGAAUCAACUUAUGACAUUGAUAGCAGUAAAGAGGCGUUCAGGAAGACUUGGAAUGCAAAAUACACUUUGAGAAGUCACUUUGACGGUGUUCGGGCAUUGGCUUUCCAUCCAACUGAACCUGUUUUGAUAACUGCCAGUGAAGAUCACACACUGAAGCUGUGGAAUCUUCAAAAAACAGUUCCUGCCAAAAAAAGUGCAUCAUUGGACGUUGAACCCCUCUAUACUUUUAGGAGUCAUACAGGUCCAGUACUUUGUCUGGCAAUUUCUGGUAGUGGAGAACAUUGUUAUUCUGGAGGUUUAGAUGGUACUAUAAAUUGUUGGAAUGUUCCAAAUUCAAACAUUGAUCCGUACGAUCUGUAUGAACCAGAUAUUUUGAAUGCCACUUUACAUGGCCAUUCAGAUGCUAUUUGGGGGUUGGCUGUUCUUAAUUCUAAACAGCAGUUAUUGUCAUGUUCCUCUGAUAAAACUGUCAAGUUAUGGACACCACAUUCUAAACAACAAUUGUUAUCAACAUUUGUCUCAGAGUCAGACGGUAUACCUUCUAGUGUUGAUUUUGUAAGGGAUGAACCAAAUCGUAUUGUGGCAUCUUAUUCUAGUUUGCGGUGUGUGAUUUUCGAUACGGAAACGGGUAAACCGAUCUCCCGUUUGGAAUCAGUUCCUCCAGAUGGUGUGAAUAGUAGCACCAGACAAAUAAACAAGAUUGUUUGUCAUCCAACACUACCUCUAACCAUCACUGCUCACGAGGAUAGACACAUCAGAUUUUGGGAUAAUCACACAGGAAAAAUGGUACAUUCGAUGGUUGCUCAUUUGGAUGCUGUUACCAGUUUAGCUGUUGAUCCAAAUGGACUUUAUCUUCUUUCAGGUUCUCAUGAUUGUUCAAUAAGAUUAUGGCAUUUGGACAACAAAACUUGUGUUCAAGAGAUAACAGCUCACAGAAAGAAGUUCGACGAGAGUAUCUUAGAUGUUGCUUUUCAUCCAUCAAGGCCCUACAUAGCCAGUGCAGGCGCUGACGGCUUGGCCAAAGUGUUUGUGUAAAAAGAAUUUAUUAUGACAAAUAAUUCUGUGUAAUUGUGUAAAAGUGUAUCUCGAACUUCUCCGUAUACUAUGAAACGUUACAAAAAAAAGUGAUUAAUUAAUUUGGUCAUUGCUUUUAUAAUUAUAUUUUGUAGGAUAGGUGUACAUAUAUAUCAUCAUUUUUAAUAUUUUGUAUAUAUACUCUCAAGAUCACUUCA
Messenger RNA from Diorhabda carinulata, 2787 nucleotides. RefSeq names its product striatin-3 (gene Cka). The coding region runs from base 521 to 2590 and encodes 689 amino acids. The record is from RefSeq and is a predicted model, not a curated record. Gene Ontology annotation, molecular function: protein binding. The transcript has 11 exons. Lineage: Eukaryota; Metazoa; Arthropoda; Insecta; Coleoptera; Chrysomelidae.